UAGACAUUCAAACACAUGAAUGAAUAUAUUUUUUGUUUUUUAAAUGCAGUAAAUCUUCUUCAUUUAUUUACUGAUUUUUUUUUUUUUUUUUUUUUUCCCCUUUUAGCUAGUGGAGAUGUUAAAGAAACCUUUGCCAGAGCAAGAAAUGGACAAUACAGGCUUCUAAAAAUAGUUAUUGAAAAUGAGCAGCUUGUUGUGGGAUCUGCGAGGCAGUCUACUGAAUCAUGGGAAAAGGAGUACGAUUCCUUUGUUCUUCCUCUUCUUGAAGACAAGCAACCAUGUUAUAUAUUAUACAGAUUAGAUUCUCAGAAUGCUCAAGGAUAUGAAUGGAUCUUCAUUGCAUGGUCACCAGAUCACUCUCAUGUUCGUCCAAAAAUGUUGUAUGCAGCGACACGGGCAACACUGAAAAAAGAAUUUGGAGGCGGACAUAUUAAAGAUGAACUUUUUGGAACAAUAAAGGAUGAUGUUUCACUGAAUGGCUACAGAAAGUAUUUGCUAUCACAGUCAUCCCCUGCACCUCUGACUGCAGCAGAAGAGGAACUUCGGCGGAUUAAGAUUAAUGAGGUACAAACAGAUGUUGGUAUAGAUUCCAAACAUCAGACUCUGCAAGGGGUAGCAUUCCCAAUAGCUAAAGAAGCUCUCCAGGCUUUGGAAAAACUGAAGAAUAAGCAGAUCAACUAUGUGCAACUGCAAAUUGAUAUAAAAAAUGAAACCAUUGUUUUGGCCAGCACGCUCCGUACUGAACUUAAUGAUUUGCCAAACAGAAUUCCAAAGGAUUCUGCGCGCUAUCAUUUUUUCCUCUAUAAGCAUUCCCAUGAUGGAGACUAUUUGGAAUCCAUAGUUUUUAUCUACUCUAUGCCUGGGUAUAUGUGCAGUAUACGAGAACGGAUGCUCUACUCGAGUUGCAAGAACCCACUCUUAGAAAUUGUAGAAAGUAAAUUGUGGAUGCAGAUUAUCAGGAAGAUUGAAAUUGAUAAUGGUGAUGAGUUAACUCCUGAAUUCCUUUAUGAAGAGGUUCACCCAAAACAACACGGCCACAAACAAAGCUUUCCUAAACCAAAAGGGCCUGCAGGAAAAAGGGGGAUCCGAAGACUAAUUAGGGGUCCAGCAGAAACUGAAACACCUACUGACUGAAGUCUCUUCUCAUGGAGGUAAUAAGGCAUUACUGUAGGAGCUCAAAAAUUCCACUUCACUAAUGAACUGAAAUUUUCACAUUGAUCUACACUAGUAAAUACAGCUUUUUUUCUCCCAAAGCACUUCUUAUCUCACUUUAGAAUUCAUAUUGUUCAUAUGCCAUGGAACAUUAUCAGUUCAAAACUAUUAUUUUAAAUUUGAGCUCGUUGUUUAAUAGCUAUACACUUUAUUAUCUUUCUCUUAAUUUCUAUCCUGAUUCUUGUUCCCACUUAUACUGCGAUGAGUUUCAAUUAAAGGUAGCUGUGGCUAUGGAUUUCCAAAUCUUUACUUUUACAAGUAGCUCAUUGAAACAAAUGAAGACUAUAUGAGAAGGUUUGCAGAACUACACUAUCAUCAUCCCAAAUAAUUAUUUAUUUUUUCCUUUAACUGUCAGAAAAGAAAAAAAAUGUAUUUACUGUCUGCCUGUUUUUGAGGAUUUUUAGAUAAGGAGAUUGAAUGAGAAUCUAUUCUAUUUUGGAAUAAGAAUCUAUUGUAUUUUGAUGCCGAUGUUCAGAAAUAGCCAGACUAUUUUUUUCACAGAAAUGAUUGGCUGCUUCCAAUUAAUUUCUAAUAUUGUGCAAGUAUGUAAUCUUAGAGAAAUUUGAAAGAGAGAGCACUAAAAGUCUUCUUACUUUUAUACCACUAGUAAAGCUUGUAUGUUAAGUACUGUAUGAUCAUGUAAAACAUUACAAAUUUGCACAAGUCUGUACAUUUUAGUGGAUUAUGAAGCUGCUAUAAAAGCACAAAAUGUUUUCAACCGUGCUGUUAAACUAGAUUACUUGUACAGUCUGACUCAAAAGCUUAAGCUUAGUAAACACUGAAAUAGUAUUACCUCAUGAUACUGAAUCAGUUCUUUGAGUGCAAAUUGAUCAGUUGAUUGCAAACUGUUUCCCAGUGCUUAUGCAGUUCCUACUCCAGUGAUGAUAAAGAUGUUCUGAAGGUAAUUUUGAAACAUCCAACUUGAUCUGUUUAAAAAAAAAAACCAACAAAAAAACUGUUGGCAGAACUUGAUUAGUCUUUUAGUCUUUUAGUUUUUCUAAACUGUUAAAGGAGAGUCUAAAGUUUGUUCAUACAGAUGUAAUCUAUUUAACAGUAAAACUAAGUAUAAACAUUUUAUAAAAGGUAGGGAAACAGUGGUGUUAGACAUGAGUUAAUAACUAAGCUUCAGUGAUUAAAAUAUGCUUCAAUGGGACAAGUAAUCUAGGGGAAAAUGUAUAUCCCCAACCAAUGGGAACACUUUUUGUUUGAGCUUUUUUUUGAAGAGCUAAGUGGAUUUCAGGUCUUUUAUCAUUUCAUAGUGUAGCAUAACCAACAUCUUUACUAUACAUAUGUGUGUGCACGCGCGCGCACACACACACACACUCUGCAGAUGGGUAGCUAUGUCACAUUCUUACACAGUGGGGAAAAUAUUUUAAUUUUUCUAGGGUGGACACAUUGAUAUAACUACUUCCUAGUAUGUUUACUUUAGCUGCAACUGUUAUUUCCAUUGGAAUCAGUGGCUAGUUACUGAACUUGUUGGGACUUCACUGGACAAUUCAAAGAUUGCAAUAUAAUAGAUGUUAAAGUAUUCUAUUGCAAUAGAAAUGUUUUACUUCAGUUUUCUUUUUACACCUUUAUACAUGUUUCAGUACUGCCAUGUGCUUCUCUGACCAUCAGUUAAUUCCCUUCCUUCCUUUCAUAGUGAAUUCUUUUGUGACUCUUCAGGCUUUUCCAAAGUAAAUUUAGAUCAGGAAGUUUUUUUUUUUUUCUUUUGGAAUUUAUUUUUUGUCCUUUACACUCAUCUAUCGGAUAUCUUGCUCUUUAGUUAAUGUUAAACAUACCCUGUGAUUUAAGUACUAUAGAAAACAACUGUGAUCUCCUGAACUACACUUUUUGCAGAUGUGAUCCACUUCUCAAUAUACCUAAAGGAGCAAAAAAACUAAGCCCCCUUUCCAGUUUUGUGUCAAGAAAUUUAGAACUGGUUAAACUGACAUUCUUUCUUUCCUGCAUCAGAAAAAACCCAUGCAGGCCUCUCCUCCACUCACUUGUCACAAGCUCUGUAUCUAAAAAAAAUGUUUUACACUUUCUGGAGGAUGGGUUGGAAAGAUUUGGACCCUUUUCUAAAUCAUCAAGCAGCUGAUGUUGGGAGAGGGAGAAAUAUUAGCUCCCUUCUCCAGUUGCUUAAUGAACUGUUUUGGAGCCAAACCAAAAACAAACAUCAACCUGUCUCUUUUUAAAAUUUUCUUUAAAAUACUGACUAACAGUCACCAUGUUCUGCAGAAGUCCCUCUGACCAGCUUGCAGCGUGGAGUGUGACUGAGUACUUUCCCACCAUACCCUACUGCUAAAAGAUGAGACCACAGCCUUUGUUAAAUAUUCUCCUGGAACAGAAAACAGCAAAAACAUAGAGUUAGUUAAAUAGGACCUUACAGGACACAUACCAAUUGAUUCAUUCCAGCUACAUUAAUUUGACCUAUCAUAGACAAUUACUAGAGGAAAGGAGGGAGAAGUAUCUUAUUCAACUUCUUUCAUGGUUGUAUCUGAAUAAGUACCCACCUUGUAAUACUAUACAGGCACAUAAUCGCUAGUGAAUACUUAGCAAAACACAAAAUAAGGGCAUUAAUAGAAGGAUUGAGGUUCCUUGAAAUGUUAUUUGGUUUAAACGCUCCAUUCUUAAGUGCUGUUUGAAUUAAUAAAGCAUGCAGGGAAAGAUGAAGCUGCUAACAAUGCACGUCAGAAAUUUAACAUGCAAGUAAACUCUACCUUGCUUAUAUUUAUUUCAACAAUUCAGAUGACAAGUACAGAGAGAAUUAUUUUUUAAUCACCAACUUAUGAAAGGUAACAAGGAGGAAAAGAAGGUCUUUUAAAAUAAUAGUUCAACUCCUGUUGGAGAGAUCUCUAAUCAAGGUAUUAAUUCUACUACCAUUUAGAUAGUUAAUUUACUUACAAGUGAUUACAGACUAUGGAAACCUCUGCCUCUGAUCUAUAUGUACUGAAUGUAAAACACCUUCAAAUUCUUCAGAUAGAACUGUACUUAAAUUUCUGUUUUGCAAUUUCACUUUAUAAAUAAAGACUGAAGUUUAUAAUUCA
This is a messenger RNA of Gavialis gangeticus (Gharial), 4241 nucleotides long. It is a transcript of the gene TWF1, whose product is annotated as twinfilin actin binding protein 1. The coding region runs from base 16 to 1134 and encodes 372 amino acids. Gene Ontology annotation, biological process: actin filament depolymerization; barbed-end actin filament capping; positive regulation of neuron projection development. The transcript is spliced from 8 exons. The record is from RefSeq and is a predicted model, not a curated record. Gene Ontology annotation, molecular function: actin filament binding; actin monomer binding. Lineage: Eukaryota; Metazoa; Chordata; Crocodylia; Gavialidae. Gene Ontology annotation, cellular component: cytoplasm; actin filament; myofibril.